UUCCUGGUCUCUGUAUUUCUUCUGCAAACUGAAGAUUGAAAAUUAAAAAGAGAAAAAUAAGAGGGAACCUCUUUGAUUUGGGUCUCUCUACUCUACGAAAAUGCACGGUAGACCUCGCAAGCCUUCGAAACCAGAAGAUGAAGCAGCUUCAGCCGCCAAAGCUCAGAAACUUCGCGCCCUCCAAUCUCAAUUCCUCCACAAUCAUCACAACAACAUUUACACUAAGGAAGCUGUAGACCUGAGCGCCAAGCUGCUGGAGAUCAACCCGGAAUCAUACACGGCCUGGAACUAUAGGAAGCUCGCUCUUGAGCACAACCUGAGUCAGUCCGAGUCCGAUUCUGACUCGUUCAAAUCACUUCUUGAUGAAGAACUAAUAGUGGUAGAGAAUGCAUUGAGGCAAAAUUUUAAGUCUUAUGGAGCGUGGCAUCACAGGAAAUGGGUUUUGAGCAAGGGGCAUUCAUCUGCAGAUCAUGAGUUGCGACUUUUGGAUAAGUUCCAGAAGGCUGAUUCUCGGAAUUUUCAUGCAUGGAAUUACCGGAGAUUUGUGGCAGCAUUGAUGAACAGAUCAGAAGAGGAUGAAUUGAAGUAUACAGAGGAUAUGAUUAAUAACAAUUUUAGCAAUUAUUCUGCCUGGCACAACCGAAGUGUGCUCCUAUCCAAUUUGCUUAAGAAAAAGUCUGAAGGGUUUCAAAAAGAGAAAGUUUUACCAGAGGAAUAUGAAUUUGUACACCAAGCUCUUUUCACGGACCCAGAUGAUCAAAGUGGGUGGUUUUAUCAUCUUUGGCUUCUUGAUCAAACAGUCAAAGUUGAUUCUCCCCUGCUUGUUUCUUCUUGGCCUGCUAAUGGUUCUGAUCUCGUUUUAUCGGGAGAUAGGCACCUGGGUGAUUCUGCUUCUUCUCUGUUGACAAGCUUUCAUUCAGAUUCAAGGACAUUUCCACUCAUUCUUUAUUUUAAUCAAGCAGUUCAUGGUGUAAACUCAUCUACGGUAACAGUUGAUUAUGAAUUUAACACAAGUAAAGAUCUUAUCUGGGAACCAAUUUCAAUAAAUAACUCUCAGACUGCCCAAGUCUGGGUUACAAAGUUAAACUAUCCCAAUGUAGAGCUUCAUGCCUUAAAAGAAUAUCAAGUUGAGGUUAGCCUUGGACAUGAUUGGGGAAUCGUUUCUUCAAGUGGUUUUCACUAUAGCCAUCCUUCUUGUUACACAUUUAAAGUAUGUCUAAAGCUUGCUGAAACAGAUCCCACGGAAGAGCUGGGUGGAGAGAUAAUUUCAUGGAGAGAUGAAAACUUUUGUAUUUAUAAAACAGAUUCUCAGGAAUCAAGCCCUGCUGUUUCAUUAGAUCAACUGAGUAUCAAGAGUGACAACGACCUAUCAGCUUCUGAGUGGCGAGUAGCGGCUAUAGCCAAUGAGAUAGAUCAUUUCCGUGAACUGUUGUCACUAAUAAACUGUAAAAUUGGGAAGCUUACACUUGCAAGAUUGUUGAUGGCUCAUGAUGCUAUGAUGCAUUCAUCUGGUAACAAAGUUGCCCAUUUUGAAGAAGUUCUUGAACUAUAUAGUGACUUAAUGAAGUUAGACCCAUCACAUAUUCGAUACUACAAGGAAGAACACAGUUUAGUUUCAAUGCAGCAGGUAACAUCCAGCCAGGAAUCUUUGCUGAGGCACUGCUUCUGUUAUGAGGACUUGAAUUGCUCAUAUAUUGGAAAUCCAAUUUGUCUACGACUGAAUAAUUUAUCAUUAUCACGAAUAGGAUCUUUUGAAAAAUUAUUGUGGGUCCGAAUGCUAGACCUCAGCCACAAUGAUCUUUCAUCAAUUGAAGGUUUGGAGGCAAUGCAGCUCCUCUCUUGCUUAAAUUUGAGUAGCAAUAAACUAGGUAGUUUUACUGCUCUGGAGCCUCUAAGACUGCUGAAAUCAUUGAGAGUUUUAAAUAUUUCAUAUAAUGAGAUUGGUGCACACUCCAUUGACACAACGAGGUAUCUGUGCUCUUCUCCAUUAUCUCACUCUAUUGGAAACAAAUGGAAUCUCGGCGAAACUGCAAUUGAUGAUGAUAUAAAAAAUUAUUGGGAGGCUUAUUUUAUUCUGAAAGGCUUGAAGUUGACACAAUUAGAUCUUUUGGGGAACGCAGUUGCUGAUGAAACGUUUAAGCUGUUUGUCAUCAAGGUUCUGCCAGCACUUAAGUGGCUAGAUGGUGAAAAAAUGUGUUGAUUUCAGCUCAUUCGUAGUGAGGUGGUUUUUUUUUUUUUUUUUUUUUUCAAGGGAUAGA
Molecule: messenger RNA, 2258 nt
Organism: Pistacia vera
Lineage: Eukaryota; Viridiplantae; Streptophyta; Magnoliopsida; Sapindales; Anacardiaceae
Product: geranylgeranyl transferase type-2 subunit alpha 1
Exons: 8
Coding region: 101-2200 (699 amino acids)
Biological process (GO): protein geranylgeranylation
Cellular component (GO): Rab-protein geranylgeranyltransferase complex; cytoplasm
Molecular function (GO): Rab geranylgeranyltransferase activity; protein binding
Source: RefSeq, a predicted model, not a curated record